Messenger RNA from Lepus europaeus (European hare), 483 nucleotides. Its product is annotated as olfactory receptor 9G1-like. The record is from RefSeq and is a predicted model, not a curated record. Gene Ontology annotation, cellular component: membrane. Lineage: Eukaryota; Metazoa; Chordata; Mammalia; Lagomorpha; Leporidae. The transcript has a single exon. Gene Ontology annotation, biological process: G protein-coupled receptor signaling pathway; sensory perception of smell. Bases 1 to 483 code for a protein of 160 amino acids. Gene Ontology annotation, molecular function: G protein-coupled receptor activity; odorant binding; olfactory receptor activity.
AUGGAGAGGACCAAUCACACAGUGACUGAGUUCAUCCUACUGGGCUUCACGGCAAACCCUGAUAUGCAGCUGGUUCUCUUUGUCAUGUUCCUAGGCAUGUACUCUCUGACUGUGCUAGGAAAUACCAUCCUCACAGUGUUAAUCUGUAAUGACUCCCGCCUAUACACACCCAUGUAUUUUUUCAUUGGGAAUUUAUCUUUUCUGGAUCUCUGGUUGUCCUGUGUCUACACUCCAAAGAUCCUAGUGACCUGCAUCUCUGAAGACAAAAGCAUCUCCUUCACGGGCUGUGUGGCCCAGUUCUUUUUCUCUGCAGGGCUGGACUACAGUGAGUGCUACCUGCUGGCUGCCAUGGCUUAUGACCGCUACAUGGCCAUCUCCAAGCCACUGCUUUAUGCCCAAGCCAUGUCCUUCAAACUAUGUGCAUUUUUGGUAACAGCCUCUUACCUUGGUGGUUUUGUUACACCGUGGUGUUUCCCAUGCUGA